Poeciliopsis prolifica (blackstripe livebearer) is the source of this 2514-nucleotide messenger RNA. RefSeq names its product cadherin-24-like. Gene Ontology annotation, biological process: cell morphogenesis; adherens junction organization; calcium-dependent cell-cell adhesion. NCBI's taxonomy places the organism in Eukaryota, Metazoa, Chordata, Actinopteri, Cyprinodontiformes, Poeciliidae. The record is from RefSeq and is a predicted model, not a curated record. The transcript is spliced from 9 exons. The coding region runs from base 900 to 2195 and encodes 431 amino acids. Gene Ontology annotation, cellular component: membrane; catenin complex; adherens junction. Gene Ontology annotation, molecular function: calcium ion binding; cadherin binding.
UGCAGCAACUUAGCAUUUAUUUAGUAAAUGGUUUAUUAUUUGUAGGUAAAUGUACUUCAAAUAUCUGAAAAGUUCAUUGGCUUUACAUCAAUACAAUAAGUAUAAUCUGCUGAUCAUUGUUUUUUGGAUUAGCUAAUUAAUAGCUGGAUGUCAAAUGGCGAUUAAUAGAUUUGUUUAUCCAGAUUUCUGAACCAGGUGAAGCUAAAACUGACACUUUAUAUCUGGGCAGAAUAUAUUUGUAUAGAGAAGUUUUCUUUUAAUCUUAAAUGCAGAAGUCACAUAAUUUUUUGCAAAGUUUUGUCUUAAUUAAUGCUCCGAAUAUAUUGGUCUUUUAGCUGCUGGUCUUUGUCUGAGUCUGCAUGUUUCAGUAAACGAUUAAUUGUCGACUAAAUUAGCUGACGAUUAUUUCAGUAGCCGAUUCGUCACGGUUAAUCUGAUUAAUCGAGUUUCAUUUUAAUUCCAUGUCAAUUAAUUCUGUUUUCUGCAGAACAACGUCUACAGUUGACCAACAGCGUCUGUUAGAAAUUAAAAACAUUAAUUUGGAGACUUAGAAGCUUCAUACAUUUUGAAAAAUCUACUGCAAGAGCCAAAAACACUUUAUUAAUACACAAAGUCGUUUCAUUAUUUUGGUUAAAGUGAAUACUUUCUAAAAAAAAAUUUUACUACUGCCUCAUAAACAUGUUUACUCCCCUUCUCUCCAACCACAGCAGCUCUGUAUAAUUCAUUUUUUUCCCAGCAGAAACAAGUUUGCCUACAUUAGCAUGGCUUCAAGACGAAAUACUGUUCCCCGAAUGAUUUACUGCGAUCGUCGCACCGACCGAUCGCUCCUGCAGCACAAGCAGACCCGUGAUAUACUGCGAGAGCCAUGAUACAGAGCGAACAAUGCUCCAAACUUCAUCAUGAAAUCUGCGCAGGGGGAGCAGCUGCAUGCAUCAGCGUGCGUGGUCGUUCUCUGUGUCGGAGCUGGCUGCACCAGGUGUGGAGGUGGGCCGUCUCACUGCCACCGACCCCGACCUGGGAGAAAACGCGCAGCUGGAGUUCACCAUCCUGGACGCGGAGGAGGCGGAGAUUUUCAACGUCACGGCAGAGCCAGAGAGGCCGUCAUCGUGCUGAACAAGCUUCUGGAUUACGAAAUGCGUAAUUCGUAUACUUUUUCCGUGGAAGUGGCGAACCCGGUCGUUGACCCCCGGUUCAUACGGAAAGGGCCCUUCAAGGACCAGGCGACGGUCCGGGUGAUGAUCCUCAACGCUGAUGAGCCGCCGCGGUUCUCCCAGGCCGUCUACCACCUGGACGUGUCUGAGAACUGUCCCCCCGUCUGUGCCGUCGGCCGCGUCCACGCCGUGGACCCGGACACGGGACAGAGCAGCAACAUCAGGUACUCCAUCGAUCCGCAGUCGGACCCCGAGGCUUUGUUCCGCAUCGCCUCCGACAAGGGCUUCAUCAGCGCUGUGGUGGAGUUGGACCGUGAGCAGGAGCAGUGGCACAAUAUCUCAGUCAUCGCCACACAGAGGGACAACCCGAAUCUUGUGUCGAGGGCUGUGGUUGCCAUAGAGACACUGGACCAGAAUGACAAUGCGCCGGAGUUGGACAGGCAGUACGCAACAUCAGUAUGUGACUCCAGCGCCCCGGGUCAGGUCGUCCAGGUCCUCCGAGCGGUCGACAGGGAUCAGGGAGGACAGGACUCUCCGGUCCACUUCAGCAUCCCUCCUGAGUCCAGCUCCACCCUCAACCUCUCCAUCAGAGAAUCUGGAGGUGUGACAGCCAGCCUGGUGCUGCAGUCGGCCUUGGAGCCGCUCCCUGGCUUCUCUGCGUCUCCGCUCGCCCUCGACGUGCCGGUGGUGCUGCGUGACGGGGCCUCGGGGCUGACCAACACCGGCACCGUCACAGUCACCAUUUGCCCGUGUCUGCAAGGCGGCAUGCAGACGGAGAGCCGGGGCAGGCAGCGGGACCCGCGGUGGGAGAGGCAUGUGGUCUGCCUGCCCGCGCCGUCCGCCUCGCCGUCGCUCAUCUUCAGCUUGGUCACGCUGCUCGCCAUGCUGGCCUGUGUCACCACUCUGCUGGUGGUGUGUGCUCUCUCGCUGUCAUUGCGCCAUCAGAAGCGAGACUCCCACUCGCCCUUUGAGGAGGAUGAUGUCAGGGAAAAUCAUAUCCUACGACGACGAGGGGGGAGGGGAAGCGGACACGGCCGCCUUUGACAUCGCGGCGCUGCAGAGCAUGCACAGGAUCCAGCACAUGCACAACAGCGGGAACAUAUGGUACACCCAGCAGAAUCCGCCCAGAGCCAGGUUGUACAGCUGGAGCCGUCACCCGCGCCCGGCUCUGGGCCCCCAGCAGCGGCCCGGCUCGGCCCCGCUCUACGGGCGCCUCUGCUACGGCGUCCACACGCUUCCCGUUCCCAGAGACUACCCGCUCGGGCCGCUGGAGGAGGGCCUCCAGCUGGGCCAGGUGACCCAGGGUGUCGGGGCGGGUCACGGCGCCAAUCGUCUCCUCGUCCCCGGCCAGAGAACCUUUGAG